AUGACGCCUUGCUUCUAUGGUGUCCCGCACUUUUCCCGCAGACUUUCCUGGUUGUGUAGCUCCUUACUCCUGUCCCUCCAGGCUGUCUUUUCACAGCCAACAGCUGUCCCCUCCUGGGUCCGCACUCCAAAUCCCACCUUCCAGCACCAAGCCCCACCCGCCACAACUGGCAACUCAGGACUCAGGUGUCCGAAGUCUUCCGCUAAUGUUCAGCAGGUGCUCUGUUAUAAAUACAUGGGGCCUGGGACCAUGUGUUUCUUAUCCUUACUCUAUAAUUCCCUAUGGGAUCUACCAGAUUUCCCCCGCCAGCUCCCAUACACACCCUCGGCCUCAGUUUCUCCCGCCUGCACCGCCACCUUAGCCCACUGGGGGGCGGGGCUGAAGGGCGAGGCUGGUGGCUGUUCUGAAGCCUCAAGAGCCGUCCGUUCCUACCAGACUCCCUGCUCUGAGCGGUCUUACCCCAAGCCCGGACACAGCCCCUCAAACUUCCCCGUGCCGGGCACUGGUGGGGACAGGCCCGCAGGGCCAGUGCCGGUGCGGGUUGACACUCCAAUCGAGUUGAGCGCCCAGGCGGCCCCCGGCAGGCUGAUGGUCCGGCCAGAGGUCAGGCCGGGGAUGUGCCCAGACCCUGAGGUGUGGGCACUGUCCCCAGGUCCCCCGCCGUGCGAAUUCCAGGACGGGAUGAUGCCUUGCCGGCCCCGAGUCGGAGCUGGCGAGGCGAGCGCUUGGUUCCCAAGACCCUCUGAGGUCGCCUUCCCCGGGGCCUGCAUCGUCCUGCAGUGCAUCCCGACGCUGGCGCUGCCAGAAGACGUCUCUGCCGUACAGAAGGAGAUGGAGCAGUUGGCCAAGGAGCUGAGGCAGAAGAGGAUGACCCUGGGGUACUCUCAGGCCGACGUGGGGUUACUCAUGGGGGCUCUUUUUGGAAGGGCGCUGAGCCAGACGACCAUCUGCCGCUUCGAGGCCCAGCAGUUGAGCCUCACCAACAUGUGGAAGCUGCGACUGCUGCUGAAGAUGUGGCUGGAGCAAAUGGACAUGGAGAACCUUCUGGGCUUAUGCAAAAUGGAGAUGAUCCUGCAGCAGGCUGGGAAGCGCAGACGGGCAUACAGGGAGAGACACAUCGGAAACAGCCUGGAGAAACUCUUCCUGCAGUGCCAGAAGCCCACACCCCAGCAGAUCAGCUGCAUCGCUGGGCAGCUCCAGCUGCAGAAGGACUUCAUCCAAGUUUGGUUCCAUAACUGGAGCAAGAUGGGCAGUCGGCCAAGCAAUGAUUUCUCCCCACUGGCGGAGGUGGGGACUGUCGGACCUUCUCUCCCAAGAGGACCAGUGUGCUUUCCCCUGACAUCGGGACUCCAUUUCUGUGUCCCCCAUUAUGGGGGACCCUACUUUACACCGUUGUACCCCUGCCCCUUUCACUGUGGGAGGAACCCUCCUCUCUGCCCCAGCCACCACCCUGAGCCUCCCCAGGCUUUCCAGCUGAGGGGCCUGCCUUUCUGGGGAGGGCCAACCCGGGGAAACGGGUCCCUGGGGUUCACUUAAAGGCUUUUAGCAUUAAGUCCUCCAUUAGUUGUCUAAAGAAGUUAAGAAUACGUAAGGGAGAAGGAUGGGAGCUGUUUAGGAAAAUUUGGGGAGGGAGGUUGAAGUUUACUGCUGUGUUGUUUUUCCCUUUGUUUUUCCUUAGCAUUGGCUUUAAGGUACAUUCCAAAACGUAGAUGGUUUUGGAUAUUUUGUUUCUCUCUGUUUAUUAAUUGAAAAGUAAUUGUGUCUCUUAUUCCACGUGGUUAUCAGUAAACAUAGGGAUAUUCUUAUGAACACAAUACUGAGUGAAAAACUCAGGUCACAGAAGACUAUGUCAGUGUAUUAUUUCUAUCAAAACCAAGCAGAACUUUGUGUGAACACAGAGUCCAAGAUAAUCGUUGCCUCCAGGGGAAGGUUUGAGGAUGGGACAGGAAAAGAGUACAUAGAGCCUACCCAGAGCCCUUGUUGAAACACAAGAGUUUGCCGGUUCUCCCCCUUUUCUUGAAAGAUGUGUUUUUUUCUAAUUCACUUUUCAGCUCUGUUUGGUUUAUUCCCUGGGAAUUUCCCUUACUUUCUUUUGAGCUCAGAAAUGCUUUGUAGAGGAUAUUUGUGAUAGUUGAUCCAACUGUCCAACUCCCUGGUGGCUUUUGCAGUGGUGCAUCUUAAAUCACUUUUCCAAUCUCUUCCAUGAAAUUGGUCUUUUCCAGUUUUCUUCUUCUACAUUGGUCAAUAUGGGUCAUCGUAUACUAAACAGAAGUCAUUAAUCCCUCUGUGUUUUCACACCUGUUGCCGUACACCUCCAUGUAAUAUUUAUGGUUUUAUAAUUCUGUCACCAUAUACUAUACCUGAGUUUAUGUAUUCUUUUUGCUUACUAAUCUUGUCCAUUUUUUUCUCUACUUUUUUCCUUAAUCAGUCUUACAAAGAAUUUAUCUACAGGUAUUUUCAAAUAACAAGUUUUUUAUUCUUAAUCCUAUUUACUGUUUUUAUUUUCUAAUUAUUUAAUUUUAGGUUUAUUUUUAUUAAUUGCUUUUUUCUAGUUUCUUCCAAUAUGUAUUUCUUCCUCUCGUCAAUGUCUGAAAGUAGAGCACUGUCAAGACACGUAGGUUAGUGAAAAUGGAGCCAAACUUCAAAAAACCAAGAGUAUGUUGUCAGUGGUCAGCAGUGUCAUAUGUCAGAGAUCAAAUAACAUAAAUUAAGUAAGCUAUAUCAUUUCAUUAACAAAGAUGUUACGGGUACAUGUCUUAGAACAAUUUCAGGGGAGGAGUUAGUAGAGGCAGAUUCCAAACAACAGUCCAAAGUCUUCACAUUUGCCAGAUUUUCCCCUACCUCAGUUAAAAACAUAAAUUCCAACCACUCACUCAAUGAGAUCUUUGCCAUCAUUCUGAAAAUUUCUGUAUCAAAUGUUUCCUUUAUCUUGUAUUUCCUUUUGACAAGGCAGGUAUUCUUAACCUGAAGAUGCCAAACCUCUUUGAGGUAUAAGCAGAAUAGCAUGUUUGUACAUAUGUGCAUUUUCUUCAGAGAUGGUGAUGGUAGCCUUCAUCACAUUUCAAUGGGGACCAUGACUGUGUAGAUCUACGAUUUUAGAAUUUAAGCAACACCUUCCCGUUGGCCAUCUUACUUUUGAGAGUUUUCCCUUGAAAACUAAUAGGUAAUUCCUGAUUUUCUUCAAGUCUGUAUUUUCUGGGUAUCUCUAGCCAGUACAGUAUAAAGGCCCUGAAUCAGUUCUUACAUAAGUCUUUCAAAUUCAGACCAAAUACUGUAUUGAUUAUUGCCUUUAUUGUUCUUAUGCUUUUAUCAUUCCUUGGCACUUUAAUUAGAUUCUUAUCAUAAAGAACAAUUUCUCCCUUCCCUAGAAGUUUUCCUACUUCUUGUCUAAGAAAACUUGAGGUGUUAGGAGAUCCCUCCUUAUUCCAAAACAUUAUCCUGCUCUUAAAAUAGCAUCUGUUUUCUAUUAUUUCAUACUUCUAAAAUGUGUGUAGUAUACAUCAUUGUUUAUUAUACUAAAACUGUGUCAUAAGGAUUUAUUUUUCAGAAUAGCCACUUUUGUUUAUGACUUUCUUCUAGAAAUAGUCUUACUAAACAGUACUGAUUUCCUUGGCAGAAUCCAUUUAUGACUUCUUUUUAGGGUACAAAAUUGUAUUAUCUAUGUAGAACAAUGUUUUUACAAUGAAAACUACAAUUCCAUUCAAAUAAAAUGCUAGUGGAAUAUGGGAGUAUUACUUGACAAAGUGAUUCUAAACUGAAAGAAUGAAACUUGGGGAAAUAUGGAAAUUUUGAAGGUAAAGCGUUAGGGCCUUGUUCUACCAGAUGUUAUGAAACUACAAUAAUUUGAACACAGUGUUGUGGUCGUGAUGAACAAAAUAAAAGAAACAAGUACUUGGCUGUUCCAUCUGUGGUCAUGUAAAUUGGUACAACCUUCAUGAAAGGCUGUUGGGUAAUUCAUAUGAGAAGUUUUUUAAAUGUGCUUUUCCUUUGGCCCAUCAUUUCAACUUUUAAAUAAUGUUUAUAAGAAAAUAAUUGUUAUAUGUAUGCAAAAAUUUAGUGAUAAGGGUGGUAUCACAGCAUUUUUUUUUUAAUUUUAACAACGAAAAGUUAGAAACAAUGUUCAACAAAGGGUUAAAUAAAUAAAAAGGAACACCAUAUAGGGUAAAAAUUGACAAACAGUUCAGAAAAGAUUGUUGAAUGAGGCAAAACAAUUUAUUAAACUUUAUGAUGUCAUUUUUUAUUUUUUAAGGAAAAAGGUAUAUUACAGGGAAAAAAAUCUAGAAUAGGUAUUA
Aethalodelphis obliquidens (Pacific white-sided dolphin) is the source of this 4292-nucleotide messenger RNA. It is a transcript of the gene POU5F2, whose product is annotated as POU domain class 5, transcription factor 2. NCBI's taxonomy places the organism in Eukaryota, Metazoa, Chordata, Mammalia, Artiodactyla, Delphinidae. Bases 1 to 1536 code for a protein of 511 amino acids. Gene Ontology annotation, molecular function: RNA polymerase II cis-regulatory region sequence-specific DNA binding; DNA-binding transcription factor activity, RNA polymerase II-specific. Gene Ontology annotation, biological process: regulation of transcription by RNA polymerase II. The record is from RefSeq and is a predicted model, not a curated record. The transcript has 4 exons.